Molecule: messenger RNA, 1837 nt
Organism: Punica granatum (pomegranate)
Lineage: Eukaryota; Viridiplantae; Streptophyta; Magnoliopsida; Myrtales; Lythraceae
Source: RefSeq, a predicted model, not a curated record
UCAUUUACCUAGCUCAUAUCAUUGCAGAAUUAUAGAGGAGAGAAAGGGAAAGGGGGAGAGAGAGAGAGAGAUGGAUCCUCACCGCUCUCCAUUUCAUGCUCAUGAUGAUCUAUUGUUGGUUGCAAUUGUGAUGAUUUUGGUCUUUGUUAUGUUUGGGAGGGUUUUGUUCGCUUGCUAUGUUUUGCCUACGCGGUUCCAUAGUAAGCUUAGGAAGAGCGGGUUCGGGGGGCCGAGCCCUAUGUUUCCUCUAGGAAAUAUAGGAGAAAUGAAAAAGGGUAAUUCUAACUCUGUUGUCGUCGGAUCAUCCAAGACGACGGAUAUAAUACAUCAUGAUAUCCACGCCACCGUCUUUCCUUACUUUUCUCGAUGGCAGAGGUUGCAUGGGAAGGUGUUUGCAUAUUGGCUUGGAACGGAGCCAUUCCUUUACAUAGCAGAUCCGAAUUUCUUGAAAGAGGUGGCGGGGGGAAUGUUGGGGAAGAGUUGGGGGAAGCCAGGAGUGUUUAAGAAGGAUAGGGAGCCAAUGUUUGGGAAUGGACUCCUAAUGACCGAAGGCGAUAAGUGGGUUCAUCGUCGGCAUAUCAUUACUCCUGCUUUCUCCCCCUCCCACUUGAAGGAAAUGGCAAUCCUAAUGGUGGAAUCCACAACAAAAACAAUAUCCAGGUGGUCAGCCCUAAUGGAUUGUGGUAAGCUUGAAAUUGAUGUCGAGAAGGAAUUCACAACACUAGCUGGGGAGAUCAUUGCACGGUCAAGUUUCGGCAUCAGCCCAGGAGACUGCAAGAGAGUGCUCGAGAAGUUAAGAGCUCUCCAGUUCACUCUCUUCAACUCGAAUCGAUAUGUAGGCGUACCAUACAACAAGUUUGCGUACCCUCACAAAACCCUAAAGGCAAAAAGGCUGGGGAAGGAGAUCGAUGCCCUUCUGAUGGCAAUCAUCACCGAUAGGGUGAACUCUUCCACUGUAAAUACACAGCGGGACUUGCUUGGGUUGUUGCUCGAGGAAAACCAUCGUGGAGUAGAUGGCCGGCACCAUGGCAAGAAGCUCACUACAAGAGAGCUCGUUGAUGAAUGCAAGACAUUCUUCUUUGGCGGUCACGAGACAACGGCUCUGGCCCUGACAUGGACUCUGCUUCUACUUGCCAUGUAUCCAGAGUGGCAACAGCAAUUGAGAGAGGAGAUCGAACACGUGGUCGGGGAUAAAGAGCUCGACACAGCCAUGCUUCCUGGGCUAAAGAAGAUGGAUUGGGUUAUGUACGAGGUUCUGCGCUUGUACUCCCCGGCCCCAAACGUGCAGAGACAGGCAAGGAAAGAUAUCCGUAUCCACAGCAACAUGGUUAUCCCGAGCGGAACAAACAUGUGGAUCGAUGUAGUGUCCAUGAACCACGACCCUGACCUGUGGGGAGAAGAUGUGAAUGAGUUCAGGCCCGAGAGGUUCAAAGACGAUACCAGUGGCAGGUGCAGGCACAAGAUGGGGUUCUUGCCAUUCGGGUUCGGGGGAAGGAUGUGCAUUGGCCGGAACCUGAUGAUGAUGGAAUACAAGGUUGUCCUGUCCAUGAUCCUCACUCGGUUCUCGUUCUGUGUGUCGCCGAGCUACCGCCAUUAUCCGUUGAUCAUGCUCUCCCUUAGGCCGGCCCAUGGGCUGCCUCUCAUCAUCCAAUCCCUCUACUAGGCCUCCAUCGAACACCGGACGCCAUCUCGGACCGUGGGCUUCCUUCCAGAAACAAACCCCUUAGGCCCAUGUGGAACCCAGUCUUCAUAAGGAUUUGUUGUUCUUCAUUCCAGUGUAUUAAGCCCUGUAUUGCCUUAAGUAUUUAUUGGAUAAUAAUGAAUAAUUAGUUGUAAA